Molecule: messenger RNA, 4471 nt
Organism: Pteronotus mesoamericanus
Lineage: Eukaryota; Metazoa; Chordata; Mammalia; Chiroptera; Mormoopidae
Gene: PIK3R3
Product: phosphoinositide-3-kinase regulatory subunit 3
Exons: 10
Coding region: 678-2063 (461 amino acids)
Biological process (GO): phosphatidylinositol phosphate biosynthetic process; insulin receptor signaling pathway
Cellular component (GO): phosphatidylinositol 3-kinase complex
Molecular function (GO): 1-phosphatidylinositol-3-kinase regulator activity
Source: RefSeq, a predicted model, not a curated record
GUAGAGCGUGAGGGGAACCGGCUCUGGCAAGCGUGCUUACAUACCGGCGGGAGCGCUCAGCCGAGGACAGCUAACUGGAUUCUCCAGCGGGCCCAAAUCCCGAGGCUGCAGCAGCUGGGGUUCCGAGCCCGGCCAGAUAGAGCCCGAGUUUCGGCCCCUGAGGGGAUAGCUCUCUGCCGACCAGUGGGACCCCGAAACUUGAACCCAGUACCCACUCCCCCUUUUUAUGCCUUCCUUUGUCACUUUCCCACCUUGCUCCCAGAGCUUUCCUUUUUUUUUUUUUUUUUUUGGUCUUUAUUUAUCGAAGGACACAAAAGUGGCUUCCGCGGAAAGAUUUGGAGGCGGCGGGAGGUCUUCUCUUUGAAGAGCGACUGUGUAGAAGGGAUUUUUGGGAAGCCGCUUUUAACACCUUUGUCCUCCGCCCUCGGAGCGUCUUUGUACCUCCCGGAGGAGCAAAGCCCGUUGAUUGAAAGUUCGGGGGCAUUUUGUUGGGUGCUGUAGAGGAGAGAGGUAGAGGAUCUUCUCCUCGUCCUGAUAGUUGCUUGGACUUAUACCGGCUGUUGAAAACCCAGAAGUACAUUUCCGUGUGGGACUUUUACAAAUAUAUAUUUUUAAAUACCAGAUAAAAAAAUAUAUGCUUUCUAUAUAUUUCUUGACAACCUGCCGCUGACAGCGCGAUGUACAAUACGGUGUGGAGUAUGGACCGCGAUGACGCAGACUGGAGGGAGGUGAUGAUGCCCUACUCGACAGAACUGAUAUUUUAUAUUGAAAUGGAUCCUCCAGCUCUUCCACCAAAGCCGCCUAAACCAAUGACUUCAACUGUUACAAAUGGAAUGAAGGACAGUUCUGUUUCUCUUCAGGAUGCAGAAUGGUACUGGGGGGAUAUUUCAAGGGAGGAGGUAAAUGACAAAUUACGGGACAUGCCAGAUGGUACCUUUUUGGUCAGAGAUGCCUCAACAAAAAUGCAGGGAGAUUAUACUUUGACUUUGCGGAAGGGAGGCAAUAAUAAGUUAAUAAAGAUCUAUCAUCGAGAUGGUAAAUAUGGCUUUUCUGAUCCUCUGACAUUUAAUUCAGUGGUGGAGCUCAUUAACCACUAUCAUCAUGAAUCACUUGCUCAGUACAAUCCCAAACUUGAUGUGAAACUGAUGUACCCAGUGUCCAAAUACCAACAGGAUCAGUUGGUAAAAGAAGAUAACAUUGAUGCAGUAGGUAAAAAACUGCAGGAGUACCACUCUCAGUAUCAGGAGAAGAGUAAAGAGUAUGACAGGCUAUAUGAAGAAUACACCAGAACAUCCCAGGAAAUACAGAUGAAGCGGACUGCAAUUGAAGCCUUUAAUGAAACAAUUAAAAUAUUUGAAGAGCAGUGUCACACACAGGAACAAUAUCGCAAAGAAUACAUUGAGCGAUUUCGUAGAGAAGGGAAUGAAAAGGAAAUUGAACGAAUUAUGAUGAAUUAUGACAAAUUGAAAUCACGGCUGGGUGAGAUUCAUGAUAGCAAAAUGCGUCUAGAGCAGGAUUUGAAGAAACAAGCUUUGGACAACCGGGAAAUAGAUAAAAAAAUGAACAGUAUCAAACCUGACCUGAUCCAGCUGCGCAAGAUCCGUGAUCAACACCUCGUAUGGCUCAAUCAUAAAGGAGUGAGACAGAAGCGCCUGAAUGCCUGGCUGGGGAUCAAAAAUGAGGAUGCUGAUGAGACCUAUUUUAUCAAUGAGGAAGAUGAAAACCUGCCCCAUUAUGAUGAGAAAACCUGGUUUGUUGAGGAUAUCAAUCGAGUACAAGCAGAGGACUUGCUUUAUGGGAAACCUGAUGGUGCAUUCUUAAUUCGUGAGAGUAGCAAGAAAGGAUGUUAUGCUUGCUCUGUGGUUGCCGAUGGGGAAGUGAAGCACUGUGUGAUCUACAGCACGGCCCGGGGCUAUGGCUUUGCAGAGCCCUACAAUCUGUACAGCUCACUGAAGGAGCUGGUGCUGCAUUACCAGCAGACGUCCCUCGUCCAGCACAACGACUCCCUCAAUGUCAGGCUGGCCUACCCUGUCCAUGCACAGAUGCCCUCGUUCUGCAGAUAAAGAGGGAGUGGGAAGAGAGGUGACUCUCUAGCAUUUUUUUCUACAGUUUUUAUUAGACUAUGAGGGCAUUCUUUCUACGUAGACUGCUUGUUUUGCACAAGAAGUGAUUCUGUGAAUGUGAAGUGGAGAGGCCAAGCAGCAGCCGGCCAGGACGGAGGCAUGAGGGGCCUGAGGUUCUCUGGGACUCCCUGUGCCGCUGCACUGGUGUAGGAAGCUGGAAGCAGAUGUUGUUUUUUGGGAAGUCUGUUUCAUUGGGGUUUUUGUUUUGUUUAGCCAGGCACCCUCAACAGAACACAUUAGGCUUGGGUUGGGGGCGGGGGGUGUUGUAUCUGGAAACUUUUGAAGAGUCCAUGCCUUCAACUCUGAGAAUGUGGCAGGGGCAUGGCUCUGUGGGGAGUUCUCUUUUGAUCUGGCAGUCACUUUUAACUUCCUCCCAAAGAGAAGGUGGUUUUGUGGUAGAAUGGCAUUUGGUGAAAAAGACAACCAAAGGAAAACCGGGAGGCUUGGGAUUUCAUCUAUGGACUCUCAGUCAAGGGGGUAAAAAACCUUCAACUGAAGGUACUGUAUUUCUUAACCAACGUAACAGGCAUCGGCAUCUCAUAGCUCCUCCCCCUAAAGAAGCAUUGUUUAGAAAUCAAAUUGAUCCCAGCAAAACAAUGUUUGUUACAGGUCUAAAGUCUGAUGGAAGAAGGCAGUGCUUGUGUCUGAAUGCACACUUCUGUACCAAAACUUGAAAGUAAAAGGAAAACUAGAAUUUCUUAGUUUUAGCAAACACUAAAAUUAAAAUUGGUCAGUGUAACUCCUCUGCCCUGCCCUUGUUUCUCAGAGAUGAGAAAUAGUGUUCUUUUGUGGGCAUGGUAAGCUUUGAAUCAUAAAAUGAAGUUGGUGCUUGUGUGGUGUUUCUUUAGCCUAAAGAAUGGUCUGUUGUUUGAAACCUUUGUAACUUGUUUGUAUGAGUAAAGAAAAGGUGCAAUCCAGUGCUUUUAGAUGGCUUGAUAUACCAAAUAAUGAUAUAGGACAACGUUCUUACAUGUGCUUCCCCAGUGGACAUGGUUUAAUUACUCAUCUCCUGGGAAGGGCUUAGGGGAGUGUCAUACAUAGGUUGCUAAGGCUGUGGUAGGAAGGAAGCCAGAUUGUGGUCAGGGACCUCAGUAAAUCACAGACCUAGAUGCUCUGGUGUCCAGGGCAGGGGUCAUACCACAUUACCCAUACGCUUCCAUACAGUGGUUUCUGAAACUUUUGUAAGGAGAGGAAAGGAUGGUUUGGAGUUUAGACUGUUAGUAGAAACCAUCUGGAAGCUUUUUCUCUUUGCCUUUUUUGUGAUCCUGCCAUUAAGAUGAUGUGCACAGACUGUCCUGAUUUUAGGCCAGGAUCUUCUGCUCCAUGUGGUUUAAGCCUUCCAGCUGAGUGAAGCUAGACGGAUGGAGUUAGAGGUAGGCAUAUCCUACUUCCAUUAUGCCCCAUCCCCAUCAGUCAACAUUCAUUUGACAAAUAGAGUUCAGCUGCUUCUGAGCCAAUUCUGGAACCAUAAUAGGCUCAAAGUGAGUCAGCUGUUUGAACCCCAAGCUGUGCAGUCAGGCGUCCUGGUUGAGCUAAACAUGAAGCCAAUAUCUAGGUCUUGAUACAUAAAGCUUAGGAGAGCUCUAGUUUGGGGGAUAAAGAAACAAAUACUGUUUUUCCUGAGCACUUACCUUGGUGACAGGGCCUAGAAUGGACCAUGGCAUAGAAAUUAGAGAGAUAAAAAGUUUUGGAAAAACCUUCAGAGUUACUAACAAUGAGGAUGGGAAGGAAAGAUCACAUCUUUGGCUCUUGCUUGGUUAUGUUGCAGUUUCAGGAUUGUGUGAGGCAGACAAAUGACCACCCCAACCCCCAUUUCCCUUCAGUGUCACUGUUCUGACUUAAACCCUUAACUGAUAGUCAGCGAGCUGCACAUUCAUUCCCCAAAUUUCCAGAGUGAAAUCUUGCUGGAAGUUUUACUGAAUGUCAGGCUAGUUGCUGCUGGGCACACCUGAAUAGCCUGAAUAGCCUUGUUGUUGAACUUGCUUAAUGCAGUUAGAUGCUCAAGAUUGGGUGCAAGGAAUCCCUCCUUUCUGGUACUAAAAUUUAGUGCUUUGAAUGUCUUAAAUGAAAAUGGGAAUAAGGACACAACGUUGAACUGUGUGUUGCUCCUUGUCAGGUAGACAUUAAGGGUGUGCUGGGAGAGAGCACCAUCCAUUAACUACACUUGGGCUGGCUUGUGGAGAAGGGCUGCUCUUUUUUUCAGUCCUACAUUCCUUCAUUUUUUGUUUUUCCUGUUUUUCAUUCUUGAAUUUGUUGCUUUGUGGGGACUAGACCUAGGGAUCAUUUGGAAAGUUGAAAAGUGAGUAGUUGCCACAAUUUGCUUGAUCCUGAGUCAGUGGAAAUGGCAU